CAGCCGUAUUCAGCCAAUUUCCCAAUUCUUAUUCAGGAGAGAGGAGUCAUUCCAAAGUUCAAAAACCUCAGAUAUCCAUUUCACUGUUAUCACGCCCUUCAAAAAAAAAAAAUUGAAACUUUUUGCACUAAAAUAAGAUCCUCCCUGAUCUGCAACGAACAUAUUAUUAUUAGGCCCAAAUACAGUGAGAGAAAAGACAGGGAGAAUCUAAAGACACUCACUCGCUUCCACAAACGACCUUUCGACAAUUUGCACCGGAAAUUCCUGUAGAUCCUCAUCUGUACCAAGUACUAUAUUCUAGUUUUCAAAACCCACGCACAUAAUAUUAUUACAUCAAAAGGAAGAGAGAGAGAGAGAGAGAGAGAGGGCAUCAGGGACCCGAAAACAGAGACAACCCACGAUCUGUGAGAAACCCUUUGUAGAACUUGCCCACGAGAGGCUACCAAUCAUGCCAUCAGGUGCCAAGAAGAACAGGAGAAAAGCUGCGAAGAAAAAGAAGGAAAAGGAAGCCCACAACAACAUCUCAACUAACGAUCCUGAAGGAAAUGACGAUGUGAAAUCCCUAGAUGGGAAGGAAAGUGAAAGUGGUGAGGUUAGUAGCCCUGUCUCACGGGACCAGGAUAGUGACCAAAAUCCAUUUAAUGAGAGGAAUGAGGAAUUGGAGGAGAGAGACCCAUCAUCCAUUCGAUCACUUGUUGCUGAGGACAAGUCUAUGGAGGACGUAUCUAGUGAUACAGAGGUUUCCCAGAAAAUAAGAUCAGAGGAUGAUGGUGGUGUUAAAAUUGAAAGGGAACUGAAAUCUGAUGAGAGUUCUGAGAGCAAAAAUGGUAGCAUUGAGCAUGUUGAGUCUGCCAAGGAACCACAUGAUGGGGAUGAUCGGAGCUCUAGCAGUAGUAGUUCCGAUGAUGAGUCCCAAGCUACUGAGAAGAAACCAAAAGAGGAGCCCUACAAUUUAGUGUUGGAAGCAAACUCAUGUGAUGAUUUGGUUAAGCCAGUUGAUUCUUUGCCGGUAGAGGUAACUUGGGUUACUGAAAAUGCACCGGUUGGGGAGACUGUUAAUUCAAUUGCAGAAACGGCCCCAAUUGUGGACUCUGUUAAGCCAAUGAUAUCUGUGUCCGAGGAGACAAUUCACAUUACUGAAAGUGCUCCAGUUGAGAAUCUAGUGAUUGCUGAUAUGAUUGAACCAGGAUCAAAAGAAAGUGAGGAAAAAUUGUCACCUAAAUCCAAAGAGGCUCCAGCAGCUGUGACGGAUUUGGCAUUGAAGCAAAAUGAGGAUAAAGUAUUUCCCUUAUCCGAUGAAAAUGUUCAUGCAUCCUUGACUGUGGUGGAAUCUGUGUCAAAUGGAUAUGAGGGUAAAACAUUGCCAUCAUCAAGUGCUCCUGCUACUGCAACUAGUAAUGGCGGAACAAAUGAAAAAGAUUCUGAGAGUAAAAUCUUGCCAUCAUCAAGUGCUCCUGCUGCUGCAAGUAGUAAUGGUGCAGCAAAUGAAAUAGAUUCUGGGGGUAAAAUAUUGGCAUCAUCAAGUGCUCCUGUUGCUGCAACUAGUAAUGGUGCAGCAAAUGAAAAAGAUUCUGAGAUUCCUGAAUGUUCUGAAAACCAGCCUCUGGUAGCACCAGCCCCACGAGUCGUGCAAAAACCCUUCUGGUUGAGUUGCUGUGGAUUGUUUGAUGUGCUUACAGGCUCUGGGAGAUAAGUUCAGAAACAGAGUUUGGAUGGGCCCCAGGGACUCGUGAAGCUUGUGAAAGUGGAGGAGUUGGUCUAGAGAAUUUUUUGAUAUUUCAAACUAGAGUUGUUCUUGGUUUUUCCCAAUAAAUGACGGGCAGGAGGCCUGACCAUAUAGACUGUCUUAAGAUUUGUGGUGAUGAUGUCAAUAUUUGUAGGCGGCUUAGUGUCCCUAGCUUUUUCAGUACAUUGCUUGCAUACUUUUGUAUUCCAGUGUUUCUUCUAGGUGGUGUGCUGUAUUUAGUUUCUUUUGCAAUGGGUAGGGCAGUGGUGCGACCUGGAUUUUACAAGUUUUUUUUGUGUGAUAUCAAUAUUCAUUUGGUUGCUGUCAUGGUGUUUUCUAAUGGACAGAGGAUUUGGCUUAGAAGCUGUAAAAAAGUUACAACGUAUGUGUUGUAGUUUUUUCAACGGUAUAGAUUUAUUUUAUGUAUCAAUGUUUUGCUUUUCUGGCA
This is a messenger RNA of Alnus glutinosa, 2174 nucleotides long. RefSeq lists its product as uncharacterized. The record is from RefSeq and is a predicted model, not a curated record. Lineage: Eukaryota; Viridiplantae; Streptophyta; Magnoliopsida; Fagales; Betulaceae. The transcript has 4 exons. Bases 449 to 1693 code for a protein of 414 amino acids.